Molecule: messenger RNA, 2359 nt
Organism: Botrytis sinoallii
Lineage: Eukaryota; Fungi; Ascomycota; Leotiomycetes; Helotiales; Sclerotiniaceae
Exons: 3
Coding region: 415-2283 (622 amino acids)
Source: RefSeq, a predicted model, not a curated record
UUUCCAAUAACCUUUCAAUCAUUCACCUCUCAAGAAUGUAUCAUUCCUGGUGAAUCAAAACCCCAAAGCUUCUUGUCGUUCCUUUAACUCUUUGUCUAUUUAGGUCCUAUGCAUAGAGCUUCUGUGAACUUUCUCAUUCUUCAACCUACAAGGACAAUGGCAUGACUGCUUGGAAACGAACAAGCCAAAAUGAGAUGAAUGUUCAAGCACUGGGUGGUCUUACUUAUUGUGAAAUGCAAAUCCCUUCACCAUUAGUAUGGAUGUUGAUAUCAAACACGGUAAGAUGGUAUAUAAUGAACAUGUUCACCUUGUCAUCAACCUUUGUGUCUUUGCCUAAUCUAUGUCCUAACUUUAUAUCCUCAAUAUCUCCUUCUUUUCUAAAGUUCUUAACUCCCUAGCCUCCACAUCCUCUUCAUGAUGGCCGAAGUUGAACAGGCUAAUACACAGAGCGCUAUCUCUCCUCAAACUGCUCCCCGUCUAGAACCUGAUUGUAACUCAGUACCUCUGACAGACAAUUUAGCCCGUUUGGUUAACCAUCAAUCUAUUCUAGCUAGUGAUACCACUCAGCAAGUGCCAGAGAGAGUCCUACCGGAGCAACCAGUCCCAGAAUCUUCAGAUGAUGAAGUAGAGUUUGUGUUUUCGGUCCCUCGACGAAGGAAAAAAAGGCACAGAAGGCUUGAGCUUCCAUCACAAAACACUCAUACCAGCUCAGCUAGUCCCAUUUUGAGCGCCGGAGUUAUAGGUGCUCGUCCAUCACCGGAGAAGCUCGCACCUGAUAUGGCUCGUUCGCUUGAUCAUUGCACUGAGCCCGAUGAGAUGAACAGAGCUAGAUGCCAUUCUGUCAAAGCGAUGAAUGAAACCGCCACAUUUGAUACUUUUCCACGGCCAUUGAAUCUUCCACAGUCAGGGCUACCCGCAAUAUCCCCUUCGCAUCCUUCUCAAACUGUACCGUUCAAAAUUCCACCACCUUGGUAUGCCAAAUCCAUACUUCCGCCACUGUUACCAACAUCACCGCAUCAUAAUGCAAAAUCCACAACUUUCACAUCACCAGAGCAAGAUCAUGGUAAAAAAAGAAAGCAUUAUAAUUCAAGUGAAAAUUCAAAUCAUGUGUUUCCAUGCAUAUCUUCGGCAUCUAUGUAUCUACCAAGACCAAAGGUCUUACCGUCGUCUAAUUCAAAUUCUAGCCCCAUUUAUGGACAUAACGGAUUUGUGGACUUUUUAGAAGAUCCAAAUGUGCCAACUACUUUCGGAGGAGUGCCUCUCCCUCUUCCGCCACAUCGGCCAGUUAUACCUGGUUGGCAAGACUUUUCCUGGAAACCAUCAGAUUACUCACCUCCAAAGCGCGCACCAUCUAUUGAUCCACGAGCAAGUAUGUUUUCUAACAUCAACAACGACCCGAAUUGGCACCGCAAAUAUUACUUUGGUGCCGUUGACCCAAAUUUUGUCAACUCGCAAAAAGUUUACAUUGGAAACCUCCCAAGCGAGAGAUACGUGCAAGAAAUGGUGUCACCCAAAACAAUACCUCUUACAACUCAAACCGCACUGGCGUCGUAUCCUUCAAUUCAAAUGAAGUUAGUUCCACAAUUACGUCACAUGCCUACAAAGAUGUCUACGUCUUCCACAAAUACCUGUCCUGUGCAACCUUCGAUAUCAAAUCCUGGGACAUACUCUCAACCAACACAUCCAGUUACACUGGUGGGACAUACUUGUCCUUCUCCAUCCCCUCAUCCCCAGGUGACUGCAGCAGAUAUACGACGCAAACCUUCUCUAUAUAGAAUACCUGCGUGGACACAUUCGAUGGAUAACAACAAAGCUUCACCAUCCACAGCUCUCUGUGAACGUCAAAAUCAGACCGGCGACACCGAAAGCAACGGUAUACUUUCUCCACACAUCAGCGCACCUCGACAAGCGAGACCUACUGCUUCCCACACGCCAGAUUCUACCUCAUCUCCUCUCCAAACUCCGGUCCUACAUCCUUCAAGACCAAAAACAUCCACGUCCGCGUCUGCAUCUUCAUCUAAACACUCCCCAAAUUUAAUCAUAGACAUAGCCCAAACGAGUCAAGACACAUUUCCAUUUGCAGAAGUAGCGGCUAGACAUAAUAAACCCAUACAAAAAGUUUUUGAUACUUUUUCGGCCAUAAUACAGUUACCGCUACUAAAACAGGCAGCGGAUGGGAGGAGACACGGGCCAUUAGGAAGUGAGAGGAUGAGGAUGUAUAGGGAGGCUAAAAGGGCCAUGGAGAGGGCGAAUAGAGAAAAUGAGAGGAAACAGGGGCGAUGAGCGUGGAACUGUACUAGGAAAUCAGGAUUUGAAAUAUGGGGAGUUCUAGUUUGAUCAAUGCUUUACUUUACUUCUU